Molecule: messenger RNA, 999 nt
Organism: Penicillium arizonense
Lineage: Eukaryota; Fungi; Ascomycota; Eurotiomycetes; Eurotiales; Aspergillaceae
Product: isopenicillin N synthase family dioxygenase
Exons: 4
Coding region: 1-999 (332 amino acids)
Molecular function (GO): dioxygenase activity
Source: RefSeq, a predicted model, not a curated record
AUGCCCAUGGAAGAAGCUCCUCCGAUCAUCGAUAUUUCGGCAUUUUACGGAAAAGAUGACACCGCGAAGCAGAACCUCGUGGAGCAAGUUCGCUCGGCCUGCACAGCCUUCGGCUUCCUUCAGAUUGUCAAUCAUAACGUUCCGGACUCUCUGCAAGAAGAUAUAUUGAGGCAAUCUGAGGAAUUUUUCGACCUGCCUCCGGAAACAAAGGAGAAAUAUAACAAAGGUGGAAUGACUCCUCGAAACAUUGGCGGCCGUCACCUCGGAUAUGAGCGUCUUCGCGCACAGAAUUUCGAGAAAAAGACCGACGGUGACUUGAAGGAGGGCUAUUACUUUGGCACCGAUCUACCUCUCGACCACCCUUACGUUGUUGCAGGAAAGCUCAAUUUUGGACCUAACAAGUAUCCCGAAGAAGUGCCAAGCCCAGAAGAGUUCAAGAUAACAGUGAAGGCCUAUUUUGCAAGCAUGGAACGUCUGGCCCAUGAUAUCUUACGGAUUCUCGCUGCCACGCUGUACUUGGAUGAGAACUUUUUCAACGACUUUAUUGAUACCCCUAUUGCUACAUUACGUCUACUACAUUAUCCUCCCCAGCCACCUACUGCAUCUCCUGAUGAGCGAGGGAUUGGUGCGCACACUGACUUUGGUGGCAUAACCAUUCUCCUACAAGACAUGAUCGGUGGUCUCCAGGUCUGGAACAGAGACUACGACAAAUGGGUUGACAUGGAGCCUCGGAAGGGUGCCUUCGUCGUCAAUCUGGGCAAUUUGAUGAUGCGUUGGACUAAUGACAAUUACAUGUCGAAUUUGCACCGCGUCAUCAAUAAGACUGGGAAGGAGCGCUACUCUGUUCCUUUCUUCUUCUCUGGAAAUCCGGAUUAUGUCGUUAAAUGCCUGCCUAGCUGUGAGGGAACGAAUGGCGCGAAGUAUCCGCCUGUUUCGGUUGAAGUGUGGAUUGCAGGACGGUAUGCGGAUACAUAUGGCUCGCAGGAUAACAAGAAUUAG